AUGUCACCAGCCACUGCCAUACAUAUACUGGGGAGCUCCCAUGAUUUCCGUGAGACAGAUGAGUCCAGCCAAAGAGGACUUACAUGGCAAUCACCACUUGCAACAUUGGAUGCAUUCUCUGGGCCAUAUUUCUUCGUCUUGGAUGAAAUGCACAGUAUUUGCCAUGGUGUAGCAAAACAGGUCUGGGGGCUCGUCACUGGCAAGUACAGAAAAAAGCAUCUGCUUGUUCUCUCUGUUGAAGUUCAGAAAGAGAUAGGUGCAGCAAUGGCAUUGACAAGGAAAACAAUCCCAACAUCAUUCUAUGGUGCUUGGAGAGAUAUAUCAAAGAAUGCAAGAUACUUUAAGGCAGUAGACUGGGCAGACUUCUUUCUGUUCAUUGUUCCGACUCUAGUAGCAGAGCAGAUAAGAAAUAUACCUGCACAGAAGACAUUGCUUGGCCUUGUACAAGUGUGCAAUUUACUCAUGAGCUGGGAAGAACUUGUUGAAUGGAAUGUGUAUCUUGAGACUCUGCUUGCCAAGAACAAGAUCGAUCUUAAGGUUUUCACCAUUAACCAGCACCUCUUACAAAACUACCCAGAUAUGAUCAAAUCAUUUGGCCUGCCAAGAUCAUACAGUACUAGAUCAGUAGAAAGAGCAAUCAGCAAGUACUCUAAUGUCAUUAAGAGUAACUCUGCCACUGGAACCAAUACUGGCAAUAUCAUGCUUGGCUUGACACAGACCAGACAGGUAGAGCGCACAAAGGCAAAGAUAGCAGCAAGACUUCUUGCAUACAAAGAUUCCUCUGCUGGUUGGCCAAUGACAGGUGAAGGUGAACGUGUUGGUGCUGGGUCUUAUAUUGAGUUCUGGGGGCCUUUGAGGAAUAGAACGAUUUGA
This is a messenger RNA of Phycomyces blakesleeanus NRRL 1555(-), 873 nucleotides long. RefSeq lists its product as hypothetical. NCBI's taxonomy places the organism in Eukaryota, Fungi, Mucoromycota, Mucoromycetes, Mucorales, Phycomycetaceae. The coding region runs from base 1 to 873 and encodes 290 amino acids. The transcript is spliced from 2 exons. The record is from RefSeq and is a predicted model, not a curated record.